This is a messenger RNA of Haemorhous mexicanus (house finch), 5124 nucleotides long. RefSeq lists its product as uncharacterized. Bases 1 to 4203 code for a protein of 1400 amino acids. Lineage: Eukaryota; Metazoa; Chordata; Aves; Passeriformes; Fringillidae. The record is from RefSeq and is a predicted model, not a curated record. The transcript has 7 exons.
AUGGACCUGAAGGACUUCACCAGGGACCUCAGGGCCACCCUGUACCGCACUGAUGACACCUUGUGGGGCCACAAUGUCACCUACGAUGAUGAUGAUGAUCCUCCCACCUCCCUGAGCAAGGCCCUGGCCAUCUACAAGGACACCCCUUGGAUCCCCAGGAACCGUGUGACAAUGGUGACCAUCAUGUGGCACCUGUCCGUAUCUGUGCUUGUGGACAGGUGGGCCCGGCUGGCCAGGAGGGCCACCGAGCUCUGCGAAGCCUGGAGGAGAGACGCCACGAGGGCGGCCACCAAGCGCAGGGUUGGAGACAUCGAGGCCACCCUGACGGGGACAGAUGAGGUGUUCCCCAAUGUCCCUGAGGACUUGGUGGCCAAGGUGGCCGUGGCCGAGCGGCUGUGGGAGGCCAACGCCCGCCUGGCCAAGGAUCACCUGCUUGGGACACUUCAAGACAUCAUCGACUUCUACUUUGGCUGUGGUCGCGCCAGUCCCAAUGCCCGUGAGGUGGCCAAACGGUGCCAGAGAGCCAUCGAGGACAUCCCAAGGCUCCUUCAACCCCCGGAGCGUCCCCAGAGUGUCUCCAAGGUGUUCCCACCACAGGUCACUGUGGUGGCCAUCCUAGGCGAGCUGCUGGCCACCCUGCCCAGUCGGGACGAGAUGCUGCUACUGUCCCCAAAGCACCUGGACUUUGACAUGGUGGAAUUCACUGAGGAACUCCGGGCCACCCUGUACCGCUUUGAUGACACCUCGUGGUGCCACAAUGUCACCUCCAAUGAUGAUGAUGACCCUGUCACCUCCGAUGAUGAUGACCCUCCCACCUCCCUGAGUCAGGCCCUGAUCACCUGCAAGAGCACCCCAUGGACCAUCCGGAAGCGUGUGACGAUGGCAGCCAGCAAGUGGCAGGGGUUGGUGGCUGCGCUUGCACGCAGGUGGGUCCAGCUGGCCAGCAAAGCCACUGAGCUCCGUAACACCUGCAGGGAGGUGGCCACCAAGGCCGCCAUCAUGGUAGCCACCGCCACUGCCCGGGCCAGAGAGCUGCAGGACGAGGCUGCCCAUUAUGGGACAGCUCAGGAAAACAUGCCACAGGUCAGUGUGGUGGCCAUCCUGGGUCAGUUGCUGCACACCAUGCCCUGGCUGGACAAGGAGAUGCUGCCCGUGUCCCGAAGGUGCCUGUACUGGGACCUGGAGGAAUUCACCAAGGAGCUCCAGACCACCCUGUACCAUAUUGGUGGCACACAGUGGCACCGCACUGUCACCUCUGAUGAUGAUGGCCCACCCGCCACCCUGAGCCAGGCCCUGGCUACCUAUGAGAGCACCCCAGGGACCACCCGGGACCAUGUGACAAUGGUGGCCAGCAAGUGGCAGGGGUCAGUGGCUCUGCUUGUGAACAGCUGGGCCAAACUUGCCAGGGCAGCCACCAAGCUCCUCAACACCUGCAGGGAUUUGGCCACCGAGGCAGAUGACAAGGUGGCAACUGCCACUGCCAGGGCCAGGGAGCUGCAGGUCAAGGCUGCCCAUUAUGGGACAGCUCACGAAAACAUGGUGGAGCUGGGUCAGGUGCUGGGCAAGGAAGAGGGAGCCAGAGUAGUGGCCAGGCCUGAAGCGCGGGUAAGGAGAGAGGCCUGGGUGGCCACCAGCGAGGCAACAAGGGCCACCAUGGUAGUGAGACAGCGGGUGGAGGCGGCCCUGGGGCUGCUGGAGCGCUUGGUGGCUGCGUGUGACGAAGCCACCGCCUUCCCCCGGGAGCUGCAGCACCUGCUCAGGGACAUCGAGGCCACCCUGGAGGGGACAAAUGAGGCAUCCCCUGAUGUCCCUGAGGCCUUGGAUCACCUGCUGCAGACAGUUCCAGACUUCACUGAAUUCUUGUUCAACAGUUGUCCCACUGGCCCCAGUGCCUGUGAGGUGGCUGAGCAGUGCCAAAGAGCCAUCGAGGACAUCCCAAGGCUCGUUCGACCACUGGAGCGUCCCCAGAGUGUCUCCAAGGUGUCCCCAGUGAGCAAGGAGCCCCAAGAGCUGUCCUCAGCCCGGCUGCUGCCACAGGUCAGCGUGGUGGCCAUCCUGAGCAAGCUGCUGGCCACCCUGCCCAGUCAAGACAAGAUGAAGGUCGUGUCCGCAGUGGACCUGUACAGGGACCUGGAGGAAUUCACCAAGGACCUCUGGGCCACCCUGUACCACAUUGAUGGCACCUGGUGGUGCCGGGAUGUCACUGUGGAUGAUGAUGACCCUCCCACCUCCCUGAGCCAGGCCCUGGCCGCGUAUGAGAGCACCCCAUGGACCCCCCAGAACCGUGUGACAAUGGCAGCCAGCAAGUGGCACACAUCCGUGUCUGUGCUCAUGAACAGCUGGGCCAAGCUGGCCAGGAAGGCCACCAAGCUCCGCAAUGCCUGCAAGAGGGCGGUCAGUGAGGCGGCCGACAUGGUGGCUGCCACCACCGCCCGGGCCAGGCACCUGCAGGACAUGCUUGCCCGUUAUUGGACAGCUCAGGAAAACAUGGUAAAGCUGGGUCAGGCCCUGGGCGGGGAGGAGGGGACCAAGAAGUUGGAUGCCCAUGAAGCCCGGGUGAGGGAACAGGCCAUGGAGGCCACCAGCGAGGCAACAAGGGCCACCAUGGUGAGACAGCGGGUGGAGGCGGCCCUGGGGCUCCUGGAGCGCUUGGUGGCCGUGUGUGACGAAGCCACCGCCUUCCCCCGGGAGCUGCAGCGCCUGCUCAGGGACAUCGAGGCUGCCCUGAAGGGGACAAAUGAGGCGUCCCCUGAUGUCCCUGAGGCCUUGGUGGCCAAGGUGGCCGUGGCCGAGUGUCUGUGGGAGGCCAACGCCUGCCUGGCCAAGGAUCACCUGCUGGGAGCCAUUGAUGACAUCAUCAAGUUCUUUUUCUACGGUGCUCCCACCAGUCCCAGUGCCUGUGGGGUGGCCGAGCGGUGCCAAAGAGCCAUCAAGGACAUCUCAAGGCUCGUUCGACCCCUGGUGUGUCCUCAAAGUGUCCCCAAGGUGUCCCCAGUGAGCAUGGAGCCCCAAGAGGUGUCCCCUGCCCAGCUGCUGGAGGCUCUGGUGUCCGUGGUGGCCACCUUGGGUGAAGUGGCGGCCACCGUGACCGGGUCACACCAGGGCGUGCAGCAGUGCUUGUCUCCAGACUCCCUGCGCGCUGCCCUGAGGAGAUUCACCCAGAGCCUCCGUGAGACCCUGGACCACGGCAGUGUCCCCUCCCUGGGCCAGGCCCUGGCCACCCUCAGGGCCACCUCUUGGAUCAGCUGGGCCGAUGUGAGAGCUGUGGCCAAGGCCUGGCAGAAGUUGGUGGCCGCGCUCAGGGACAGAUGGGACCAGCUGGCCUUGGAGGCCGCCGAGCUCUGUGUUGCCUGCGCGGACGCGGCCCCUGCCCGGGCCAGGGACCUGUGGUACGAGACUGCCCGCCGGGGGACAGCCUGGCACAGACUGGCUGCCACCGCCCAGCGGCCAACGGUGGCCCUGGACUGGGAGGAGGUGGCCUGGGUGGGGGCCACAUGCAAUGUCCUGGAGGCAGCGGCCACCGACGAGGAGGAGGCGGCCACCAGUGAGGAGGAGGUGGCCACGAGCAUGCAGGUGCUGGCCCCCAGUGAGGAGGAGGCGGCCACCAGUGAGGAGGAGGCGGCCCCCAGUGAGGAGGAGGUGGCCACCAGUGAGGAGGAGGCGGCCACCAGUGAGGAGGAGGCGGCCACCAGUGAGGAGGAGGCGGCCACCAGUGAGGAGGAGGUGGCCACCAGUGAGGAGGAGGCGGCCACCAGUGAGGAGGAGGCAGCCACCAACAAGGCCAUGGGAGAGGCCGUGGUGGCUGCCAGCCAGGCAAGGGCGGCCACCAGGAGGGCACAUUGGGCAGAGGUGGCCCUGGGGCCACUAGAGCGCUUGGUGGACGUGUGUGACAGGGCCACCAUGUUCAUCAGGAAUAUGGAUUACUGCCUCUGGGAGAUCAGGAUCAUCCUGAACAGGACAAAGAAGGCAUCCCCCAAUGUCCCUGUGGCCUUGGUGGCCAAGGUGGCCGAGGCCGAGCAGCUGUGGGAGGCCGGCUCCGGCCUGGCCAAGGAGCGCCUGCUGGGGAUAUUUGAGCUCACUGACAACCUCCUCUUGAGUCCCUGUGGUGGCCCUGGUGGCCCAGGUGGCCCCUGUAACCGCACAGUGGAUGAGUGGUGCCAAGAAGCCAUCAAGGACAUCCCAAGGCUGCUGCAGGGACAGUGAUGUCACCACUAUGAUGUCAUUGGGGCAGUGAUGUCACUGGAGAGACUUGUGGAUACUCAGCUGCCACCAGCUCCUCGUGUCACCAAGAGCCCCUCAAGUGUCACCAGCGCGAGUGCCACGAGCUCCUCAUGUCACCAAGAACUCUUCAAGUACCACCAGCUCCCCAAGUGCCACCAGCUCCUGGUGUCACCAAGAGCCCCUCGGGUGCCACCAGCUACUGGUGUCACCAAGAGCCCCUCGGAUGCCACCAGCUCCCCAAGUGCCACCAGCUCCUGGUGUCACCAAGAGCCCCUCAAGUGCCACCAGCUCCUGGUGUCACCAAGAGCCCCUCGGGUGCCACCAGCUCCUGCUGUCACUGGGAUCUUGUGCAGGAGAAGCUGGGGGGGUCCCUUGGGGCUCGGUCCUGUCCUCCUUCCCCAUUAUCAGCCAAGACCCCCCCGGGAGACAGUGGUCAGAAUUGAGAUUUUUAUAAAAGUUUGUUAAGGGAUAAAAUCCUGGUGCUAAUUGCCAAAAGCUCCCCAUUAAUUAAACCACGUUCUUUAUAUUCUGUUACAUCACAGAGGUUCAUGCAUAUUCACGGAGGUUGAUGCAUAUUCAUAAUAUAUUAUUGAUCUAAAAAUAUAUAUAUAUGAGUAAUAAAAUAGAAAUAUAGAUUUUAUAAAAAUACUUUACAUUAAUAUAUUUUAUACCAAUAGAAUUUAUAUUAUAUUCAUAUAUAUAAUUAUAUUGAUUUACUAUAUUAUUUUAAAAUAAUAUUUUAUAUUAACAUUUUAUAUAUACAUAAAUAUACAUAUAUUUUUCUAUAUUCUAUAUAAAUUAUAUUCAGACAUUCCUGGAAGUUCAGAUGUUCUUUUGUUUGGUUUUAACCCUUGACUUGCCUCCACGCCAUCUUGUGCAUUAAACCAAUUUAUUUUAUUUCUC